Zingiber officinale is the source of this 7120-nucleotide messenger RNA. RefSeq lists its product as uncharacterized. The transcript has 4 exons. The coding region runs from base 2695 to 4956 and encodes 753 amino acids. Lineage: Eukaryota; Viridiplantae; Streptophyta; Magnoliopsida; Zingiberales; Zingiberaceae. The record is from RefSeq and is a predicted model, not a curated record. Gene Ontology annotation, molecular function: protein dimerization activity; DNA binding.
UGCAAUCUAUCAAGUACUAUUAUUAUUUAGUUGUACUAUUUUUAAUUUCCGAUUUUACUUCCUAUCAUUUUUUUGUUCUACUGGCUUAAAAAAUUAGCAUUCCCACCACUGUGAUUCUUUACCCCUCCUGAUUAUUUGUUACCUUCUUUGGCAAUUGAACAAAUUGAUCAGAUUAUAAGGAACUUCUUCAGGCAUCAAAUGAACAAUUAUCCAUUUCCUAUUCACUUUCUUUCUUCACCGGAUUGUAUUUAUAAACUUGUUAAGUCAGGUCUUGCAUUCUAAACUUGGCUUUGCAUAACCGGCUAAACUAUUCCGUAGGAUUUCUGAGAUCCUAAAUUUCAAGGGAUAUAUGGGUCAUAUGCAGCAAGGGAUUUCUGAUGUCAUAUGUUUUUCUGCUUCUAGCUUUAUUCAGUGUGUCUGUUAGUCAAACAACUUCUCAUUCUGGCAUGGCUGAUGGCACAGAGUGCACACCUUGAAGGCUCUAUUCCUUUAGUUAUAUGAGUAGUGCCUUUCUAGAGACAUUGAUCAAGGAUCUCUCAUUUCAAAAUAUUGCUCUUGGUCUCUCCUUUAGAUGUUUGGUGAAUUUUCAUAACUUUUUAAAGCUCUUUUUCAUUGUUGCUGAUAUACUGAAUGGUGAAUAUAGCCAUAAGUCCUCUCCUUCUAUUGGAGUUGGAAUUCUUUUUAAAGCUCCUUGGUGGGAUUGGCUUACGAUUUGUCAAAUUAGUUGGUGGGGUUGUGGGUUUGAUACUUGUUGGGCUGUUAUUUGGAAUUCUUUUCGUCAAAUGAAUUCUAAAUAUGUGGACUAUGGUUCAUGACAGGGUUUAGGGUUUCGUUUUGUGUCAGACAGAACGACUUACCAUUCCGCCCACACACCGAAAUCAACAUCGGAAUAGUGAUGAUUUCAACAUGCGUCACGCGACAGAAGGAAUUGCGUGUGCUCGUUGUCACGCGAUAGACCACAUGCCUAGUUGCUUUGACCUAUUUGAUACUUAUUCCCCUUGUUCUGGAAACGAAAAAAUUAGAAUUGUCGAUGGUAGUUUUUAACCUAUUCAAGGAAAAAGACUUAUCAAACUGACUGAACAAUUUAAUCUCAAUUCUGUUCUUCAUGUUCCUAAAUUAGUCUGCAACCUUUUGUCUGUUAGCCUUUUUUUCUAAUCUCAAUGUAUUGUGAAAUUUGUUUUUUUGCAAAAUUUCAUCGUACAACUUAUUUGCCAAAAAAUUACUAGGCCUCAAACCUUUUUACUUGAUUCAUAGUGAUGCUUGGGGCCAUCUAAAAUUACUACUCUUUCUGGAAAACAUGGUUUGUAACAUUUAUUGAUGACCAUACACGUUUAUGUUGGAUUUAUCUAAUGAAUAAAAAAUCGGAAGUGAGAAAUUUGUUCAAAAAUUUUUACACUCUGAUUGAAAAUCAAUUUCAAAUCAAAAUUAAAAUUUGUAUUUUACAUUUUGACAAUAGAACAGAAUGUUUUAAUGAGCACUUGGGUGAUUUUUUGAAUGAAAAAGGUAUUUUUCAUCAAUCCACUUGCUGAGAUAUCCCCCAACAAAAUGACAUUGCAGAACGAAAAAAUAAACAUUUACUUGAAGUAGCACGUGCCAUAAUGUUUUAUAUGAAUGUUCCUAAGUAUUUAUGGGGUGAAGUAAUUUUAACAGCCUUUUAUUUGAUAAAUAGGAUGCCUACUAAGGUGUUAGAGUACAAAACACCUCUUGAUUGCCUUAAAAUUUCUUUUUCUUGAAAUUAGAUUGUUUUCUGAUUUGUCUGUCAUAGUUUUUGGAUGUACUAUCUAUGUUCAUGUUCCAUGUCAAUUUUGUUCAAAACUUGAAACACGUGCUAUAAAAUGUGUAUUCUUGGGUUAUUCGUCAAACAAAAAGGGGUAUAAGUGUUUCGGUUCUCAAACUAAAUUUUUUUUUGUGAGCAAGGAUGUGUCCUUUUUAAAAACAAAACCCUAUUUUUCUAAAAAUUCUCUCAAGGAGACGACAAGUGAAGAAAAAGAUAAUUUUUUUGGACAUUUUUAACCCACUUCCCAAUAUCAUUUUUCCGACAAUCUUGAAAAUAAUCCCCCACCUCUAGUGCCUAGUGUUGGAAACUCUCGAUCAGGGGAUAAAUACUACAAACUGAUCGUCGUGAUCAAUGUUGUCAAAAUCGCAAGUCGGAACGUAGAAUCGCACGAUUCUACGUGUUUUUGGUGGCCUUCCGCGUUGCGUCCCUAGGCGGAAGCGGAAUCGGGUGGAAUCGUGCAGAAUCGCGUGGAAGCGUAGCGGAAAUCGUAGACUUGUAAGAGUCCAGCGAUUCUACGCGAAAUGUCCGUUGGUUUUCCAAGACCGGAAGGUCGAUCGCAGCGAUCGAUCAAACACGGGUCCAAGAAACCCUAACUUUCCUAAGUCGCGUCGCGAGCCAUCGUCGCCGCAACUGCUGUGCUUCGUUCUUCUUCAGCAACCAUCGUCUCCUUCACGUACGUGUCUGUCUCCUCCUCCCUCUGCGUCCGGUGUGCGUCGACCGGCACUGUGACUGACUUCGAUUAAAGGUACGCCACCAUCCGCCUCUGUCCCUUCUCCAUCUAUCUCAUCUGUGGGUCUCUGUUCUUUACUUCGUUGGCCGUCUCUGUCCCGUCUGCAUCUCUGAAGGCUGUUGGCCACGUCUGUGGUUCGCGAGCUGCUGUUGCAGAGUUGCAGUGUCGUUGGUGAAGCUGAAGCUGCAUGGUGGUGUUCUUGUUCUUCUUUAAUUUCACGAAAAUGAGUAGAGAAGCUAGUGUUGGUGGGUCUGGUGAAGCAAGCUCCAAUAGUGGUGCAGCCACUCCAAGCGUAGCUUCCACAACUAGUGGAACUUCAGAUUCCAAAAGAUUGGCAGUGAAUGCUCCUGGAAAUAGAUCUGAUCCAGGUUGGAAACAUGGAAUUGCAGUUGAUGAAAAUCCAAAGAAAGUGCAAUGCAAAUACUGUCAAAAGGUGAUAAAUGGAGGGAUUUAUAGACUCAAGCAUCAUUUGGCAGGAACACAAAAGGAUGUUGGAGCAUGCAAGGCUGUUAGUGAUGAUGUCAGGAAGGAAAUGUGGAAAAUUGUAUCCUCAUUGCAAGAAAAUUUAAUAAAGAGGGCAAAGGAGAUUGAAGGAAGAUCAAGUGAUUCAAGUCCUCUUGGCCAAUAUGAAGAUGAGGAGGUGGAGGGUGCAAAAAGACAAAGGCGAGAAAUUGCAAAGAAUCCUGCUGAUCUAUUCAAGAAAAGGGGUGUGAGUAGUCAAACUACCAUCAAUGGCAUUUUCAAGAAGAAUUUGAGGGAGGAAGCUUGCCAAGGGAUUGCCUCUUUUUUCUACAAUAAUGCUAUACCUUUUCAUGUGGCAAAAAGUGAUGAAUUCAAGAAGAUGCUAGACUUGGUUGCAAGACAUGGUAUUGGCUUUAAGCCUCCAUCCUACCAUGAGAUUAGAGUCAAGUAUUUGAAACAACAAGUUGAUUGCACCAAAGAAGUUAUAGAGCAGCACAAAGCAUUUUGGAAGAAAAUGAGAUGCACAAUUAUGACUGAUGGGUGGACAGAUAAGAGGAGGAGGACUAUAUUAAACUUCUUGGUUAAUAGUCCUAUGGGAACCAUUUUUUUGAAGUCAAUUGAUGCAUCUGAUAUAUCUAAAACAGCUGACAAGAUUUUCAAGUCGAUGGAUGAAAUUGUUGAAGAAGUUGGUGAAGAGAAUGCAAUGCAAAUUGUCACAGACAAUGCAGCAAACUACAAAGCAGCCGGGGAGAUGUUGAUGUGGAAGAGAAAGAGGCUAUAUUGGACGCCUUGUGCAGCUCAUUGCAUCGAUUUAAUGUUGGAGGAUUUUGAAAAAAAGAUACCAAUACAUAAAGAGACAAUUGCACGAGGUAAAAAGAUCACAACUUACAUCUAUUCAAGGACUGCGCUUAUUUCUCUAUUGCAUCAUUUUACCAAAGAAAAGGAUUUGAUUAGACCAGCCACUACCCGUUUUGCCACAUCUUACUUGACUUUGGGUUGCUUGAAUGACAAUAAGGGAGCAUUGAUUAGAAUGUUUACAUCCAAAGAAUGGAAAUCUAGUCAAUUUGCAAAGACUAAAGAUGGAAAGGUUAUUGAAAAUGUGGUAAUGGAUAAGGACUUCUGGAAAAGCAUUAUUACAUGCUUGAGGAAUGAGAAGCCUGCCAUGGGGUUCAUUUAUGAGGAAAUGGACAGGGCCAAAGAAAAGAUACAAGCUGCCUUCAAUGGUAUUAAGAAAAGUUACUUGCCUCUAUGGGAAAUUAUAGAUGCAAGAUGGGAUAAUCAACUACAUCGGCCUUUGCAUGCUGCGGGCUAUUACCUUAACCCUCAAUUUCAUUACAGUCCUAAUUUUAAAGCUGACUUUGAAGUGAAAAGAGGAAUAUAUGAUUGUCUACAAAGGAUGGUUGAAAGUAUGGAAGAAGUAAAGAAGAUUGAUGCUCAACUGGAAGACUUCAAAUAUCGAAAGAAAUUCUUUGGUAGUGCAGUAGCCACUUGUGGAAUUGAAACCAAAACUCCAGCACAAUGGUGGGAAUCAUAUGGUUAUGAACAUCCUGAGUUGCAAAAGUUUGCUAUUCGUGUUUUGAGCUUGACAUGCAGCUCAUCUGGCUGUGAGAGGAAUUGGAGUGCAUUUGAGAUGGUCCACACUAAGAGAAGAAAUCGUUUGAAGGCAAAAACGAUGAUUGACGUAGUCUUUGUGAUGGCUAAUUCAAAAUUAGCCAAGAAGAAGGAAUUGAGGAAAGUCAAUGACUAUAGCAUUGAUGACCUAGCUUCUGAUGAUGAUUGGAUUGUGGAUGAUAGUGAAAAUUUAGAUUUGGAUGCUUCAAAUGAAGAUUUGGUUCCAGUUGAAGAAGAACCUAGUAGUGGAGCACCUCAUGAUGAUUUGGAGCUGCCUAGUUAUGAUGAUGAUGAAGUUGAAGAAGGUGGAGAUGCCAUGGAGGAUGUUGGAGAUGAAGAACACAUGGAGGAUGAUUAUGAAUUCAUGAAUUUAUGAAGCUUAGAACUUGACUAUUAUUUUUCAUGUUGUAGACUUAUAUGUUAUCUAAAAUUUGUGACUUAUGACUUAUUUUAUGUGUGGAUUGUAGAAGACCUUAUAAAUGUUUAGUUUAAUCAAAUGUUUAAUGUGUUUUUGAGGUUAUUAAUCUUAUCUAUGUUAUUUUCUAUGAGUAUAUAUAUGUUUAUAUAUAAUUUUACAUUUUGGUAGAAACUUACGAUUCGUGUUACGAUACUACGAGUUUACGAUUCUACAACUCCCUUCCGUUCAACGUAGAAUCUCGAUUUUGACAACCUUGGUCGUGAUAUGAAUUCUGAGCUUCAGGUUUAUACUAGGAAGAGAUUUCAUGAAUAAAGACUCGAAUGUCAAGCCUACACAACACCCGUCUGAAAAACCGAGCUCUUGCUUCGAAAUUUCAGGUAACCCUAUCACAAGUCCAGCUUUGAUUCCUCUUAUUGUGUCUAAUUCUUCACCUACUGAUCCCGAUCUUGAUGUUCCUAUUGCAAUUAGAAAAGGUGUUUGAAAUUGCACUAAUUAUCCUAUUGUAAAUUAUCUUUUGUACCAAAGGCUGUUAAAAAGUCAUAAAGCUUUCACUUAUAGGAUUUCACACUUGUUUGGUCCAAGGAAUAAUACAGGAAGUGUUGGAUGAUUCGAGUUGGAAUUUAGCAGUCAUGGAAGAGAUGAAUGCUUUAAGGAGAAGUGACACUUGGGAGAUAGUUGAUCUACCCAAAGGCAAGAAACGAGUUGGGUGUAAAUGGGUGUUUACAAUAAAAUGUAAAGCUGAUGAAAGCAUUGAAAGGUACAAGGCUAGACUGGUGGCUAAAGGCUUCACUCAGACUUAUGGGAUUGAUUAUCCAGAGACCUUUGCUCCAAUUGCUAAGAUAAAAUUCUAUCAGAAUUUUGUUAUCUCUUGCAGUAAAUUUAGAUUGACCUCUACAUCAACUUGACAUUAAAAACGCAUUUCUCAAUGGUGAUCUAGAAGAGGAGGUGUUCAUGAGUCUACUGCCAGGAUUUGAGAAGGACUUGGCAGUGAAAAGUGUGCAAAUUAAACAAGGCAUUCUAUGGACUUAAACAGUCACCAAGAGUAUGGUUUGAACGCUUUGGAAAGGCUAUUAUUAGUUAUGAUUUUUUUGCAGAGUCAAGCAGAUCACAAUAUUUUAUAAACAUUCAAAAAAGGGUAAAGUUGUUUUAAUUGUUUACGUUGAUGACAUUAUCUUAACCGGUGAUGAUAAACCAGAAUUAGUAGACCUAAAGAGGAGACUCGUAAAAGAGUUUCAAAUUAAAGAUCUAGGAGCCCUCGAGUAUUUCCUUGGAAUGGAAUUUGCAAGGUCCAAGGAAGGUAUAUUUGUUAAUCAAAGAAAAUAUAUUCUUGAUUUCCUUGGAGAAACAAGUUUGCUGGUGUGUAAAAUGGUUGAGACUCCAAUUGAGCCUAACUUGAAGUUACAAGCUGCUAGGGCUGAAGAAGUAAAGAACAUGGACCUUUAUCAAAGACUCGUAGGAAAAUUGAUUUACUUGUCUCAUACGCGGCCUGAUAUCGCUUUUGCAGUUAGCAUGGUAAGUCAGUUCAUGCACUCAUCAGGAGCAUAACAUUUCGAGGUUGUUUAUAGGAUAUUGAGAUAUUUGAAAGGAACUCCAGGAAGAGGUUUAUUAUUCAAGAAACAUAGACAUCUUCAAGUCGAAGUCUACACAGAUGCAGACUGGGCAGGGAGUGUUAUGGAUAGGAGAUCAACAUCAGAUUACUGUUCCUUUGUUGGUGGGAGCCUAGUUACGUGGCGAAGUAAAAAACAAAAUAUGGUAGCCAAAAGUAAUGUUGAAGCAGAAUUCAGAGCUGUUGCCCAUGGAAUCUGAGGUAAUGUGGAUCAAAAAAUUCUUGAGGACAACAAAGCUACUAUUUCUAUAGCUCAUAAUCCUGUUCUUCAUGAUCACACAAAGCAUAUAGAGGUGGAUAAAUAUUUCAUCAAAGAGAAAAUCAACACUGGAAUAAUAUGCAUGAUAUAUUUUCCAACAAAUGAACAAUUAGCUGAUGUAUUUGUUGGAUCCCGUGGGUGUUUUGAUGUGAUCAACCAAGUUAGAUUAGGUCCUGCUAGUUAUCUCAUCCCUGUGUCUAAGUGUGCAGGAACUUAGGAGCGCAGGAAGUCGAGCAGAAGACGCAACUAGCGAGAAG